UUUACGUCAACUCAAGUCGCUCGCCGCGGCCUCCAUUUUGCAAUAUUUUGCGAGCUAGCUGCUCCCCGUUCGCAGUGCAUCAUCGGCGAUAAAUAAACGUGCAGAGAAAACCACCGUUUCGAGCCGAAGAGAUAUUCGCCCGGACACGACGAUGGCCGACCCAUCCGCAGACGUGAAGGUUCCGGAGGGCGCAGAGGUCCGCAGGCUGUCGGAGCUGCGGGUGAUCGACCUGAAGGCCGAGCUGAAGAAACGAAACCUGGACAUCACGGGCGCCAAGAGGGUGCUGUCCGAGCGCCUCAAAAAGGCAAUCGACGAAGAGGGUGGGAAUCCGGACGAGAUAAUCGUCGCCCCGGAGUCGACUCCAAAGAGAUCCAACGUUACACCCAAGCGGUCCUCCAAAGAUAUCAGGCCGGAAAAUGAUGAACCAGAGGACAGUACUAUCGAAGAGGAUUGUCACUUUGGCCAGGAAGAGCCUCAGGAUUUUCCUGAGAACAUGCAAGAAAUGAACAUCCUCGACAUGAACGUUCUCGACGAGACCGAGAACGACAACGGGAUACCAGCCGAGGAUGACGAGGAGGAAGCCUCAAAUGUUCACUCCGACGAUGAUGCGCUGUUAAAUGAAGAACCCGAUGAAGAAGUGAUGUUAAGUGAACAACACGACAGCGGGACCGUCGAGUCAGAAAAUGACGCAAGAGGCCCAGAGAUGGAUGAGUCUGAGAUGUUAGAUAUGACUGAACACACGACAAGCUCGUCAACCAAUAUGGCUCAGGAUCCAGAUGCGGAUGACGUGCAAGAAGUAACAGAAAAUGACAAAGUAGCCGGCUCUUGUUUAUCUGAGCCACUUAACGAAGAUCACCAGGAGAGCCUCGGGACGAGCCCAGAAGAAGAGCAAGCUGCCACCGCCGGAGGGGAAGACAAUGUGUCCGACACCGGUGUCGCGUCCGAGAACGCCGCCGCUGGAGACGUGGAGAGCGCCAUGGAUGUUGUUGAGACUUGCACUAAAGAGGUCGGGGAGGCCGAGAAUGCCCCAGAAGAGACAUUUGACGCAGAAAACGAAAGCUCGCAGGCUGUUAGUGUAAGCGAACAAGGCACUGUGGGUGAAACUGUUGAUUCAGAAAUGGGGUCUAAGAAGGGUGAGGAGGAUGAGAAGACGGAAGACAAAGCUGCUGCGGACUCAGCCUCCACAGUGAAAGAGUCCUCUUCUGUAGAGGGCGAUGAUCAGAAAAAGAGCUCUGAGGAGAACGAUGGCACGACUGAGUCAAAAGAUGAAAAGGUCGCUGAAGGCGCUGCAGCUACCUAUAGCAGGAAUCUGUGGGUCAGUGGGCUGUCUUCCACUACUAGAGCGACUGAUCUGAAAACUCUCUUCAGCAAAUAUGGCAAGGUCGUUGGCGCUAAGGUCGUGACCAAUGCCAAGAGCCCCGGGGCUCGCUGCUAUGGUUUCGUUACCAUGUCGACAGCCGAUGAGGCCACCAAGUGCAUCAGCCACCUUCACAGGACUGAGCUGCAUGGCAAGAUGAUCUCUGUGGAGCGGGCUAAAAACGAGCCUGUGGGGAAGAAGCCGGCAGACAAGAAUGACCCCAAGAAGCCUGUCGGUGACAGGAGGCCGUCCGCUGACUCGAAAUCGGAAGAGAAAGAUGAGAAGGUCGAGGGAGACGGAAAGGAUGGCAAAGGGCAGAAUGAGAGGACAGUAAUUAUGGACAAAUCCAAAGGGGAGCCGGUCAUCAGCCUCAAAACCAAAAGCAAGGAGCGAAGCUCAAAAAGCCGGGACCGCAGUUCACUCAGUAAGGAGAAGAAAGAAAUCCUGACGUUUGACCAGAUCAAGGAGCAGAGAGAGCGGGAGAGACAGAGGCAGCGAGAGCGCGAGGUCCGAGAGGUGGAGAGACGCAGUGACCGCGACAGCCGGGAAGGCAACCGCCCGGACCGGGAGCGCGAGCGGAUCCGUCUGUUCCGAGAGAAGGAGGAGAGGAAACACUUGCUCCGGAAGAGAAGCUGGCUGGAGGCCGAGAAGCAGCGCCUCGACGCGGACCGCAUGGAGCGUCAGUUCCUGGAGCGGGAGAGGCUGCGCAUAGAGUACGAGAGGCGGCGCGAGCAGGAGCGGAUCCUCAGGGAGCGCGACGAGCUGCGGCGGCAGCAGGAGCAGCUGCGCUACGAGCAGGCCCGCCGCUCCGUGAAGAGGCCCUACGAUAUGGAUGGCAGGAAAGAUGACUGGCCUGACAAGCGCAUGGCCAUGGAUGACCGAUACAGCCGCUCAGACUUUGGUCGCCAGGAGCGUUAUCAGGACUUUGACCACAGGGACCGAGGCCGUUACCAGGACGACCUGAUGUUGGACAGGCGGGACAGCACUCGUGGCGCCGGCGCAGACCGGGUCAGUCAGCACUUCUCGGACAGGUCAGAGAGACACGGCAGAGAAGGCCGAGACUCCUGGAGUGGAAACUAUGACAAACGCAUCAACCCCAGGGAAGGAGUCCGGGACUGGGACUCCAGUCGGAAAGCAGAUGGAGACAGAACAUGGCAAAGUAGAGACGGGGCCAUCCCAGGCCAGAGCCAUAUGGCACGAGGAGGAAUAGCAAGCCGCGGAAGCUACAUGAACACAGGGACAUCUCAGUCCUUGUCCGGAGCUCUCAACAGGCAGAACCAGCUGCUGCAGGGCAGCGGCCUGCAGGGCGGAGCGUUCGGCCGACGCUACUGAUGGCUCAGUUGGUACGACAGUUGGACUGUCUCAGGACGGAUUUGACUUUUUUUGUACUUUUUUUUUUUUGUACUUCUUUUUUUGAUGGAGACAUUUUGUUUUACACUUUGUUUCUCUUUAGUGUUUGUGUGUGUGAUGUAGUGAUCUCCUGCCCUUCUAUUUAUCAGUCAAUCCAACCUACCUUUAUAGUGUAACACAUCUGUUUGUUGAAAAUGAGUUGUUUAUGCAGGACAGUCGCAGAGCUCUGUGUUGUAAAAUAAGAUGUUUCCUAGACCCCUGGGUCAGUGGACCUAACCUCGCCCAGUUUGUCCCAGUUGGUCGGAAGCAUUCUGGGCAGUUUCCAGUCUCAAUAAAUUAGCCUUUGUUGCAAUUACCUUCUUCAUAGCUCAUAAUUUUAAAAACAAUGAUAUAACAAUGAGUUUUGCUGAAGAGUAAAAUGUUUUUAAAGGUAAAUCCAUCCACAUUAUUAUCCAUGCCUGUUAGAUUUACUUUUGAAAUAUAUUUCAAUCUGCUUUUUUGUGUUGUUUGGAUAAUGGUAAAUGCACCAGGAGCAUCUGUGUGUUCACUAUUGAUUUAAGAUCUGUUCUAAAAUCUAAAUCUUAAAGUGUAAUGUAUUCUCAGCUUGUUUUUGUUUUUCAUAAAUGUGUCAUAUUUAGUAAAGUCCAUUUCACGCCAUGCUCUCAAUAAAAUGGACUCAAUACAUAAAAGAUUAUCCCUCC
Molecule: messenger RNA, 3408 nt
Organism: Pungitius pungitius (ninespine stickleback)
Lineage: Eukaryota; Metazoa; Chordata; Actinopteri; Perciformes; Gasterosteidae
Gene: safb
Product: scaffold attachment factor B
Exons: 21
Coding region: 152-2689 (845 amino acids)
Biological process (GO): regulation of mRNA processing; regulation of transcription by RNA polymerase II
Cellular component (GO): nucleus
Molecular function (GO): RNA binding; sequence-specific DNA binding
Source: RefSeq, a predicted model, not a curated record